GCGUCCUGCAGUCUGACAACAUCGUACUUUUGGUCACGUAUCUGUCGCCUGUCCGGAGCUUUUACCCGUUCGUCUGGAGAUGAACAGCGUCGGGGAGGCCUGCACCGACCUGAAGCGGGAGUACGAUCAGUGUUUCAACCGCUGGUUCGCGGAGCAGUUCCUGAAGGGGGACCGCGGCGGCGACCCGUGCACGGAGAGCUUCCGGAGUUACCAGCGGUGCGUGCAGAAGGCCAUCAAAGACAAGGACAUCCCGAUCGAUGGGGUGGACUUUAUGGGCCCCAACAAGGAUAAACCUGAGAGCUGAUGGAGUCCGGGUGGUCCAGAACAAUCCUGAACCGGGUCCAGGAUGCCUGUGCAGACAGACUAGUCCGUGAACUGGGUCACGUCACGGUACCUGAGGCCUGAAACUUGUCGAGACAAAGUUCAAAUUCCACGAGUCACGUGGGCCUUAUCGUCCGCCAUGUUGGAAAGUUUACUAUAAAAAUAUUUAUAUGAAUGUCCGCCAUGUUGGAAAGUUUGACUAAAAUAGUCAUAUUAAUGUCGGCCAUGUUGGAAAUAUUACAAUAAAAAUAUUUUAACGACCGCCAUGUUGGAA
Molecule: messenger RNA, 595 nt
Organism: Nematolebias whitei (Rio pearlfish)
Lineage: Eukaryota; Metazoa; Chordata; Actinopteri; Cyprinodontiformes; Rivulidae
Gene: triap1
Product: TP53 regulated inhibitor of apoptosis 1
Exons: 1
Coding region: 80-304 (74 amino acids)
Source: RefSeq, a predicted model, not a curated record